This is a messenger RNA of Aaosphaeria arxii CBS 175.79, 2396 nucleotides long. RefSeq lists its product as uncharacterized. NCBI's taxonomy places the organism in Eukaryota, Fungi, Ascomycota, Dothideomycetes, Pleosporales. The coding region runs from base 123 to 2249 and encodes 708 amino acids. Gene Ontology annotation, molecular function: zinc ion binding; DNA binding. The transcript is spliced from 3 exons. The record is from RefSeq and is a predicted model, not a curated record. Gene Ontology annotation, biological process: DNA-templated transcription.
AAGUCUAGUGGACAACCUCAUCUUCCGUCCUGAUCAACUCCACUUCCAUCCUUUCGACACCAACCUUCCUAUCGCUCUCGACAGCUGUUUAAUAUAUCAGGGAAUUAUGUAGUCUUAAAAAUAUGCCUGAAACAGCACUGAACGCAAACAAGCGCCGGCAGCGACAAGAUGAGGAACAAUUUUCGGCUGGAGAAGAGGGGGCGCCGCCACCUGCACGCAGACGACGCACAUUUCUACAUACCAUGGGCCGCCAGCUUCGCGAAUUAGGAACUGAUGGGACGAGUCCACAAGAUAGGAGUAGAGCCACCUUUGGAACUAGUCCGAUGGGCCAAUCUACCCUUAACACAAACACACAGGGCGAGACCUGUUCUGAGGACCGUGCCGGAUCUGGACGUGAGGAGUCCAUCGGUGAAGAUGACCAACUUCCUUCUGGCACUGGGAAAAGCUCGUCUGAGUGGCUGUGGAAAUCUCAAGAAGUGGAAUUUACAAUGACUCCACCUACAGCUGCUGCCUUCUCUUUCGAAGAUCUUCUGGACUGGAGUCAGUGCUAUUUCGAUCUCUGGCAUCCAGCCUUCCCGUUCAUCCACGCACCUUCAAUGAUAGAAUACUUCCACAAGAUUGAACGAAAACCUUUGUUACCUGCAGCCACCGAAAUCGAAGUCUUCCAAGGUGUCAUCACGCGUUCUAUUAUAUCAAUUGCCACAAUGGAUCGAAGACACAUGAACUUGACGCCAGCCUCGCCAUUGCCAUCGCAUUUGGUGUUUCAUUCUUUUAAUGACGCCAUCGAAAGUGUCCACAAAGUUCUCACACUUGAAAGUUCCAUUCAUUCAUUGCAAGCCUUGGUGAGUGUUGUGAUAUUCCUAAUCACAAUGCAAAGGUACAAUGCAGCAUCUCGACUGGAAAGCCUGGCAGUUCGCCUGUUAUUUCAAUUGAAUUUACACAAAUGUCCAUUCAAAAUGACUGGAAGCGCAAGGGCCGAGGCGAACCUUAGAAAACGUCUAUUCUGGUCCAUGUUCUGCUUGGAUAGAUACGUCUGCAUUCGUCUUGGUACUCCGGUCGGAAUCCGUAGCGAGGAUGUUGAUGUUUGCCAUCUUCAUGACGAGCUCCAUUUGGCUCAAGGUCACAAGAAUACUGAACAUGAUAGCCGUUUGGACUUUCUAGACUUCCUGGCACGUCAUGCGAGCAUACGAGGCUCGAUCAUGGAGUUGCGCAAUAGCUCAUCAUUAAAUAGACAUGUGGCAGGAUCGAACCAAACGCUCAAUAUCGAAAUUGAGCACAGCAAAUGGUGGAACACAGUGGACGAAUACCUGUCAAACGUUGAGUUGACACAAGCACCCGCGAUCACAAAGGCUCAUCAAGUGACUUUGAUCGUGCUCCGAUUUGAAUCAAUAUUAGCCCUCUGGCGCUCAGUGCUUGCAACGCCGAAUCAAGGGCCGGCAUAUGAUGCAGCUUUGCAGAGGUGUAUAUCUGCCUCACGGUCUAUCAUCAACACCUUAUACAAAGCUCUUCAGGGAUUUGGAGCUUUUGAUGGAUCGCCAGGACGACAUGGCUAUCAAACUACGCCGCUAUUGUGGCCUUCAUUCACCUGGGCAGUCUGGAUGAGUACGUUUAUCAUUAUAUUCGCAGCUACAGAAGACGAAGUGCCUCGAACUGUAGCUAAGAGCCUUGCUACCCGAAGCAUUUCGAUCCUACAGCAUCUUGCUCUCCGAAAUACCAAAUGGCCCGAAGCAUGUAUCGUGGCCAUACGAAAGCUACUCGAUCGCAUAGAUGGAGGAGGCAGUUCUCGCACAGAUGGUCCUGAAAUGACCUCAACACAAUCACGGCAACCUGUUCGACCAAUGGGCAAUCCUACAGACCCCAGUGCGCGGCCGAAUGAGACAUCCGUUCCAAACCAGAGCCUCUAUCGAGCUUCUAACGACAUUGUGUCCACAUAUCCGUUACAUGGAAUGUCGGUUUCAAACUCCCAAUACCACCCCGUUCAACAAUCCUAUCAUGUCACUACUGAUACCGCCUACAACCCUAUUUCGUCUAUUGACAUGGAUGCGUUUGGGGUAAUCCCAUCAGUCACCGGGAGUUCAACAGCAAACCAGGUUCAGAAUCUUGCCAGUAGUCACUUGGGAGGUUCAGGAACUUUUCUAGGCAUCGCACAGGAGAUGUCUGACAACCCUCUGUCCACGAACGAAAUCAUGCACCUUUUCAACAAUACCGACGAACGAGCGCCCUGGUUUAAUGAAGCCAAUUACCUGUAACCAUAGACAGUCAUAUUCACGAAUCUUGUCUACAUUCACCCACAUCAAAAGCAUUUGACACCCUUACGGGCCAUCCACCUUUUGUUAUCUGCGAUAGUUUCUAGCCCAAAGCAUGCUUAGCUUAGCUACACACAACAAAUACAGUUU